Molecule: messenger RNA, 3131 nt
Organism: Clarias gariepinus (North African catfish)
Lineage: Eukaryota; Metazoa; Chordata; Actinopteri; Siluriformes; Clariidae
Gene: slc15a2
Product: solute carrier family 15 member 2
Exons: 23
Coding region: 180-2312 (710 amino acids)
Biological process (GO): transmembrane transport; oligopeptide transport
Cellular component (GO): membrane
Molecular function (GO): dipeptide transmembrane transporter activity
Source: RefSeq, a predicted model, not a curated record
CCAAAAGAAAGUGACAUCCUCAUAAGAGCAGAGUCGCCGAGCGGAGUGUGUGUGUGUGUGUGUGUGCGCGCGCGCUGCUGAAGGACGGACUUGGACGCGUGGGGAGAAGACCCGAGAGUGCUACUGCAACACACAAACACGGGCUGAAGACGUGCAAAGACGAUAAAGCUAACGCUAACAUGGAGGAGAAACGGCCUGUUGAAAGAAAGAAGUCACCAAAAAUAUGUGGGACCAAUUAUCCGCUUAGCAUUUCCUUUAUCGUUGUCAAUGAGUUCUGUGAGAGAUUCUCCUAUUAUGGCAUGAAAGCGGUGCUCACACUUUACUUCAUCCAUUACCUUCACUGGAGCAAGAAUCUCUCCACUGCUAUAUACCAUGCAUUUUCUGGCCUGUGCUACUUUACUCCAGUAAUAGGGGCCAUCAUAGCUGACUCGUGGCUCGGCAAGUUCAGAACCAUCAUCUAUCUGUCAAUCGUGUAUGUCUUGGGUCAUGUCAUAAAGUCUGUUGGUGCGAUUCCAGACGUAGGGAACAGUGAUAUACACAUUGCUCUGUCCAUGAUUGGCCUCGUUCUCAUCGCUUUUGGGACCGGUGGAAUCAAGCCUUGUGUUGCAGCAUUUGGUGGAGACCAAUUUGAGGAAGAGCAUACAGAAGAAAGAAGGAAAUUCUUUUCAAUCUUCUAUAUGUCAAUCAAUGCUGGGAGUGUGCUUUCGACCCUCAUCACACCGAUUCUCCGAGGUGACGUUCAGUGUUUUGGAGGUGACUGCUAUGCUUUAGCCUUUGGAGUCCCUGCGGUUUUAAUGAUGGUCGCAUUAGUGGUUUUCAUUGCUGGUGGUACAUUAUACAAAAAGUCCCCACCGGAGGGAAAUGUCCUGUUGAAUGUCUGCAAAUGCAUUGGGUUUGCCAUACGCAAUCGAUGGAGAAGCAGCAAGAAAAGCCCAAAAAGGAAUCACUGGCUAGAUUGGGCAGAGGAAAAGUAUUCGAAAGAGGUUAUUCAGGAGAUUAAAAUGGUGCUCCGGGUGUUGGUUCUUUACAUUCCAUUGCCCAUGUUUUGGGCUCUCUUUGAUCAGCAGGGAUCACGCUGGACUCUGCAGGCCACUCGGAUGAACAUGGAUUUUGGUGGAGGCUUUGUGAUAAAGCCCGAUCAAAUGCAGAUGCUAAAUGCUCUGCUUAUUCUGGUGUUCAUCCCUAUCUUUGACAUGGGUGUGUACCCGCUCAUCGGCCUUUGUCGGAUCAACCUCACGCCUCUAAGGAAGAUGGCGGCAGGAAUGAUCCUUGCUGCACUUGCUUUCUGUGCUGCAACUGUAGUGGAAGUUAAUGUUAUUAAAACAGUUGUGAAACCUCCACCAGCCAAGGAGUGUCUGCUGCAAGUCUUUAACCUUGUCAAUGGAGAGCCUGUGUCUGUAGAAAUUUUAGGACAUAACAUUUUUCCUGACAAAAUAGAAUCAAAUAUGGAUCCUAUGGGAUAUACUACACUUCCUCUUGAAGACGUCAAUAAAGUCUUACCAAUCAAUGUUUCUCAAAAUGGAGCGAUUUACCAUUGCGAACUUAACGCCCAAGAGAAAACUGUCUACAGCCUCUUAUUGUAUAGUGAGGGCAGUACUAUUAUGUGUAAACAGGAGGAGGAUAAUAUCGAGAAAUCUGAGAAUGGAGAAGCCUUCCUCAGAUUCAUUAAUACUCACCCAGAAGAUAUGAACAUAACAAUAGGCAGUGUAAAUUUCUUUGCACCAAGCAAUUAUGGGAUUUCUGAGAGCUUAAGUGUUGAAAGAGGAAAGUACACGCAAGUUACUUGCAAAACAGACACACGGACAUUUCAAAUCGAUCUGGGGCUUCUUGACUUUGGUGCCACAUACACAGUCAUUCUUGGCGGGGAUACCGAAAGAGUACAAAUUCUUAAGAUGGAGGAUGUCCAAGCAAACAACGUGCACAUUGCCUGGCAGAUCCCACAGUACGUCCUCAUCACAGCAGGGGAGGUCAUGUUCUCACCCACUGGUCUAGAGUUCUCGUAUUCACAGGCCCCAGCCAGUAUGAAGUCUGUGCUGCAGGCAGGAUGGCUUCUUACUGUGGCUUUUGGGAACAUGAUUGUGCUGAUUGUGGCAGAGGGAGCAGGGCUGGAACAGUGGACGGAGUUUCUGCUCUUUGCUGCCCUGCUGGUUGCAGUCAGCAUCAUCUUCUCUAUCAUGGCCUAUUUCUACACUUAUGUGAACCCUGAUCAGAUGGUCAAGUCUGCCAAAGAAGACGACGAUACACCUGACUUAAAGGAGAUUAAAAAAGUCAAUAUGGGCAUGACUGUUGUCCCAAAAGGCACUAAGAUGUAGCAGCUCUUGUUGCUUGUCUUGUUGAUAUAAUUUAUACUAAAUCAAAUAAAAACUAAAUCAGUCAGGAAAUUGUGCUUACUGCAUUCAGAAGCAUUUCAUAAUGGAAAUUUUAGGACCAUCUAUGACUCUUAUUUGAUCUGUAUUUGAUCCCUUCUACUAAUGAACUUUAUACAUGUAUUUAAAGCAAGAAAUUACUAAACACAAAAUGUUUUUGGGUGUAUUUAUCUUUGUGUUUAUGCAUUUAAGACAUAGCACAUGUAAUUUAAAGAUUUAGGAUGUACAUUAUAAAUAUAAUAAAAGAUGUAAUAUUUAUGAUCAUAACCUAUAUAAACUGACUUUAGUCAAUUACAGAGCUGCCAUUUUAUUAAAGAUGGAUGUACAGACAAAGAGAUGUGUACUUCAGGGCCUCACAGCUCCAAGGCCCAGGAUUUGAUCCUGACAGUCUUUUGUCUGCCUAGUUUUUCUUGUGGAUUAGCAAACUGAAUUUUGUGUGUAUAAGUGUGUGUACAUGUCCUUUGGUAUUGUUCUGUCACGGUCCCAGAGUUCCCUGCUCUGGAUUGACCGCACCAUAACACUUCAUUUAUUUUGUAUACAAUUUAUGGACCCUGGUAUAAAAAGCAGAUUGUGAUUCGGCAGCCUAACUGUGAUAAGCAUGUACUGAAAAGGAAGCAGUGAUGGAUCGGUUGGCAGCAUCUGGUUUAUGUGACACAUCAACUACAGUAAUCAGGAGGAAUUUGCACAAACAUAUGUAAACAUAUCAGUGGUUAUGCUCUGUGACUUUUUGUGAUAUAAACUGUGUAAAUAAAAUUACCUUUCAGA